This is a messenger RNA of Lodderomyces orthopsilosis Co 90-125, 2250 nucleotides long. RefSeq names its product transcription factor WOR1 (gene WOR1). Bases 1 to 2250 code for a protein of 749 amino acids. The record is from RefSeq and is a predicted model, not a curated record. The transcript has a single exon. Gene Ontology annotation, molecular function: DNA binding. Lineage: Eukaryota; Fungi; Ascomycota; Pichiomycetes; Serinales; Debaryomycetaceae.
AUGUCAUCAAACUUGGAUCCUACCUACCAUGGCUAUAUUGGGUCAACUAAAGAUGCACUUUUAAUUAUUCAGCAAGCACUUAAUAAACAAUUGGAUUUGGUUCCACGUCGGCCUCAUGAACGAGAGAGACCAAAUUUGAUAAAAUCGGGCAAUGUGUUUGUGUUUAUCGAAGAACAGUCGGGGAUCAAGCGUUGGACUGAUGGUACGUCUUGGUCACCUUCGCGUAUCUUGGGAAGAUUUUUGGUCUAUCGUGAGUUGGAUAAAUCUAGUCUCAACGAGAAGGAUGACAAAAAGAAAAAAAAGCGCAAAUCCAGUCUGAAGUACGAUCAAACACUGGAUAGUGCGGACGCAACAAGAGGAUUAAGGAGAGAUGGUGACAACAUUACUAUAUUAAAUCCACAACUUCAACAACCUCAACAAUCAUUGCAACAAGCUAUCCCUAGCAGUCGGGCUACCCAUGAGCUACUGACCACACUGGAAUUGAUACCGCCAAAUACCAUACCUGCAUCAAAUACGUACAGUAGUACAGAUUAUAACAAAAGUCUAUUGAGUGGCCCAUUAGUUACUUCGUACAUAUUUAAAGAUCAAGGAUUGAUAAAAAAGACGCUAUCGUUAACCACAACCACAAGUGAUCUUCAUUUGGAAAAAUUGAAUGAAAAACAAACAAUCCAUUUGAUCAGCUACUACAAUGCUCAAGAGGUCAUGAAUGGAAAACUACUUCGUCCUUCAGAGUCAGACUUUAAAGAUGUUGUUAUUCCAGCAAGUUUGUGGAAUGCAGUCAAGGAUAGCUCGUUGGGUGGAAAGAUUCCUAUCGAAGAUGAGGCAUUUUAUUUUCUUGAUGGCAAUUAUCAACUUCAAAGCAUGUUACAGCUGCAACAACAACAACAACAACAACAACAACAACAACCUACGCAGCAAAGACAACAACCACCAGCCCCGAUUGCAAAUGUCACUGGAGCUGCUCUUAAUAAUGCAAAGCUUAGCUAUGGCAAGUAUGGUGGACCUUUACCUCAACAACAGCAACAACAAUUUCAACCCCGCAUGGGCCAUCAAUUAGCUGUGGCGCCAUUAACCCAAAAUGACAACUCACUCGUCAAGCGAGAGGAGGAUGAAAGUGGUCCAACCGGGACUAGUGAUUUGAAUUUCAUUAAUCCAUUUUCUGGAACUCAACAGCAAGUACCUAUAUAUGGCGCCUCUUUAGGUUUCAUGACCAAUAACGGUAAUGCUUACAAUUAUCUGAUCCAGAGUCAAGGACUGCUCCACGGACAAACACAAGGAUAUACACCGUCGCAAUACAACCAGUAUUUACAGCAUAAUACAUUACAGAUGAACCCACAUGAAGGAUAUCCUCAACAUUUUCAUCCUAGCUUACUGCAACAACAACAACAGCAGCAGCAGCAGCAACUACACUCCCAUGGACAUCAGCAUCAAACUGGAACCCCCAACUCAACCACACCUGCGUUUCAGCCACCACUUCCGCCGAACUCAGCAUCCAAAUCAUCAACCACUAUGGGAAUAAAUAACACGCCUGGUACGAGUAUUUCAGAAAACAAUUCUGGUGGGAACACUGCCCCACAGUAUCGGUUGAACUCGGGGUCAUCUGUAGAUCAAUAUUCAGUUGGCAAUAAUAACUCUGUAUCAUCAAUUAAUAGUGGAAUGUAUCAAGGCAGUUUAUCAAAUACCACUAGCACUAGCAGCGUCUUGACAACAAAUUCGAGCUUUUCUGUUCCUGCCGGUUCGAGGAAGUUCAGCCAACAGUCAUCUGGUGGACAAGUUCCAACAGUGAGAAACUUGAAACUGAAUAAUUAUACAUCAUUGAGUCAAGGAUAUGGUGCUACAAAUAGCAGCUCUAAUACCGUCACACCAUCGGCCUCUUUAAAUGGUGCAUCGGCAGAGAGUGCUCAAACAAUACCUGCAGCUGCUUCUAGUGAAAUUGAGCCUUCGCAAGUUCAUUCCGGCCAAUUCAUUGGUCAGUAUCCACAUCAACCUCAAUCGCAACAUCAACAUCAUCUGCCACAACAUCUGCAACUGCAACUGCAACAUCAACUGCAUCACCAUCCAUCAAUUUAUCAUUACCAGCUGCCACAUCAACAGUAUUUUCAAAAAUGGAGCAAUUCCCCGCAACAAAGCGGAAAUGGUAAUGGCAGUAACGGUGCAGGAUUUGAAGAUGUAUCCAAUUCUACUCCCAGUGGCUUAUCGGGUCAACAGAGCUCCUACUAUCCUACAUCAAUGCAGGGCCCAAGAUUUUAG